ACUGUGUGCUGCUGGCCCAGAGUGCAGGGAGAUGGCCGUUUCCCCCAGCACCCUCCCCAGGUGUCUGCUCACCCUCAUCCUCCUGCUGCUGCCCAUCCUGGAUGCAGCUCCCACGAAAGCCUUCAGCCCUCUGGAGCCCAUCCUAGCCGUGGUGGGUGGCGACGCAGAGUUGCCCUGCCACCUGUCCGUGAACAUGAGCGCCGAGCAGGUGGAGCUGCGGUGGUUCCGACAUACCUUCUCGCCUGCCGUGCUGGUGUACCAGGCCGGACGUGACCUGGAGGACGAGCAGAUGCCCGAGUACCGCGGGAGGGCCACGUUGGUGCCGGAGGAGCUCGCCGAGGGGAUCGCGGCUUUGAGGAUCCGAGGCGUCAGGGCCUCCGACGACGGCGAGUACCGGUGUGUCUUCAGAGAGGACUCCAGCUACCAGGAGGCCGCCGUGCGCCUGAGCGUGACCGCUCUAGGCUCUGAUCCUCAUAUCCAUAUGGAAAUUCAAGACAGUGGAGAGAUCCGCCUGGAGUGUACCUCAGCGGGCUGGUACCCAGAGCCCCAGAUGGAGUGGAGAACAUCCCAGGGAGAGAAACUUGCAUCUGCAUCAGAGUCCAUGAAUGCUGAUGAAGAAGGCCUGUUCACAGUGGCUGCCUCGAUGGUCAUCAGAGACAUCUCCCUGAGGAACAUAUCCUGUUGCAUCCGGAACUCCCUUCUGGACCAGGAGAAAGAAGCAGGGAUUGCUGUACCAGCUCGCUUCUUCCCAAGGCUGCCUCUCUGGGUGGUGGCUGUUGCUGUUGUUCUGAUAAUCCUAGGACUUCUCACUCUCAUGUCCAUGUUUUUCAUCUGGAGAUUAUACAAAGAAAGAGCCCAAGAGAGAAAGAAGGCAUUCGGCUCUAAAGAGAAACUCCUGGAGGAACUCAAAUGGAAAAAGGCCACACUGCAUGCAGUGGAUGUGACUCUGGAUCCAGACACAGCCCACCCGCACCUCUUCCUGUAUGAAGAUUCAAAAUCUGUACGGUUGGAAGACUCACGUCAGAAACUACCCGAAAAGGCAGAGCGAUUUGAUUCCUGGCCCUGUGUGCUGGGCCGUGAAGCCUUCACCUCGGGCAGGCACUACUGGGAGGUAGAGGUGGGGGACAGGACCGACUGGGCCAUUGGCGUGUGCAGGGAGAACGUGGUCAAGAAAGGAUUUGACCCCAUGACGCCUGAGAAUGGCUUCUGGGCUGUAGAACUGUAUGGAAAUGGGUACUGGGCCCUCACCCCGCUCCGGACUCCUCUCCCAUUGGGAGGCCCCCCUCGCAAAGUUGGAAUUUUCCUGGACUAUGAUGCAGGUGACAUUUCCUUCUACAACAUGGCUGAUGGCUCCCACAUCUAUACUUUCCCCAACGUCUCCCUCUCUGGUCCCGUCCGGCCCUUCUUUUGCCUGUGGUCCUGUGGUAAAAAGCCCCUGACCAUCUGCUCCACUGCUGGUGGGCCUGAGGAGGUCCCAGUGAUCACUGAGGCCCAGGGGCUCUCUAAAGAUAUCCCAUUGUCCCCCAUGGGGGAGGACACUGCCUCGGGGGACACAGACACUCUCCAUUCUAAACUAAUCCCUGCCCAAGCCAGCCAAGGGGCACCUUAAGGAAUGGUCCAACUUAGCUCAGUUUCUUUGCUCAAACCUUCUUCUCCAUCACCCUGAGUCUACCUGUGUCAACCACGCCUUGCUUUUCUUGUUGGGCAGCAAUGAAUUUGUCUUGGGAUGGUUAUGCUGGCUUUUGUUGAUGCUGCUGCUACAUGGAGUAGGGAGAAGGACCAACUUGCUUCUGUACCAAUUUUCCUAACACGGAUGGGUGACUCUUAAACUAUUAUUAGUAUCUUCCUGUCACGUAUGGUUAGAAACCACAGGGAAGGGUUUUGGGAUAAAUUCAAAGGAUAGAUACCUUUAGAUUCAAGGUGGGGUUAGGUUGACAUGGGGUUAUGGCAGAAAUGUUUUGGUAUCCAGAAUAAGGGUAUAUGAAUGGAUGCAUUUUGGGCAAAUCCAAAGGAUUCUGGGGAAGGAUGGUUUCAGGUUGAAAUUCCUUAAAAGAGCCCUAAGGGAAUAUCAGAACAGAGCCAAGAGAUGUGAGCCCAGGCCACCAAUGUUCCCCUAGCAUACCCCUGAAGUUUGUAGACCUAGCUCUUAAUUUCUCUAAACCACAUCCUGUGAAAGUGAGGAAGCUGACCCCGCUUAUAUGGCAGCUGAGCCGGGGGUAGAAGAGCAGACAUGAACAGGUCAGUGGGCCCUGCAGAAAGUGUGAUGGAGGAGACAGCUCCAAGUUAUCUGCACGGUUGCACCUCAACCUCUGUGCCUCUCUCUGUCCCUAAUGUUUUGCCGGGUCUGCAGAUCAAGCUAACCUUACUUGGUUGAUUCCAUGAGUUUCAAAUUCUCUUAUUCUCUGUGCUCUAGCAUAAGCCCUCUACUUAACAGAUUUCUGCAGGAAGCAUCCUAUCAAGCCACUGACUCAGCCUCAGGCCCCUCCAUCCUCUUCCAAUUAUGUAAACCCUCACACACCAUCAUUUGUCUUCCUCCCUGAACGGCCACCACCAGCUCCCUGCCCAGCUCUGCCAUGUGCUGCACCUCCCCAGGGAUCCCGGCACUGUGUCUCCAUGCUCAGCACAGCUGGGUUCAUUCCAUCUGUUUAUAUUUGCCCUGAGUACUUUCCUGUAUCUUAGUGGUUUGUCUCACUCCUGGACUGCAAGUUCACCCAGGUUCACACUUUCCACUGUGUGUCUUUUCAACUUCCAGGAUAGCAGUUCCCAUGGUCUGCACCUAAUAAAUGUGUCUGACU
Molecule: messenger RNA, 2795 nt
Organism: Ochotona curzoniae (black-lipped pika)
Lineage: Eukaryota; Metazoa; Chordata; Mammalia; Lagomorpha; Ochotonidae
Product: butyrophilin subfamily 1 member A1-like
Exons: 7
Coding region: 32-1609 (525 amino acids)
Biological process (GO): regulation of cytokine production; T cell receptor signaling pathway
Cellular component (GO): external side of plasma membrane
Molecular function (GO): signaling receptor binding
Source: RefSeq, a predicted model, not a curated record